UAAUGCUAAAUAAAAGCUAAAACACUAUGUAACUUUGUCAACUAUGUAAAACUACGAGUUAGAACCCUAUAAAGUUAAUUUGCUCACAUUCGCUUUGUUUAAAAUGUGGAAUAAAGAUUUAGAUAUAAGAAAACACUAGGUAACCAAUUAAUCAACAAAUAGUCAAAUACAAAAUAAAUAUAGGAUUUAAUGUCCAAAAUGCAACAAAAUGACACAUACUUAUGAUAUUAUAAAUUUAUUAUUAGAGAGCAAUGAAUUAUAUUUGAUAACUGAUUCUAGUGAUAUGCAAAUGGAAGUCUUAAACGAAGUAAUUGUUUUAGCUUAUAAAUAACAGAGUUAAUUCUCAUUGUAAAAAAAUUAAUAGGAGGCUAUUUUUGGUCGAAGAGAAUCUAAUGCUUAUUAAAUGUCAGAAAUUGUUUCGAAGAACUCAUAAAUUUUAAAUGUAUAGGCUAUUAACAACAAUCCUUAAAAUGCUUUUAAUCACAAUUAGUUCAAUAAAAAGAAACCGAUUAUUGGAAAUGAAAAAACAUCCCCAACAAAAUAAUUUUAGAAGCCUAUGCAAUAGAAUCACUAAAAAAAAUAAUCAUAUUAAAUUGCUCAUCAAGAAAUUGCUGUAGAAUGUAAUAAAAAAAUUAUUUUACAGGUAAGGCCAAAACAUAAGCAAACACAUCAAAUGUUUAAUAGUAAAAAUUAAAUGAUUUUUUAAAGCCCAAUCCUAAUACUCCUGUUGCUACACCAACGACAACAUCUACAUAAUUACUCUUUUAAUAAACAGAUAUUAAGAAUUCAGAAGUGUAACAAAAAUAAAAGCAAAAAACAUAAAAUACUAAUACAAACAUCUAUGUUUAAGAACAUUAAUAGAAUUCUAUAAAUUCAAAUUAAUCUGAUGUAUUUCCACAACAGAAUAAAAAAAAUAUUUUAAAUAAUCUGGAGAGUGUUUAUCAUCAAUAAUUUUAACAUUAGAUUAAAAUGGUUGAUAAAUAUAAUGGGAAUAAUAAAUAAAUUUUAUUUGAUGAUAAAUAAAAAGGUGUAGCAGAAUUAAAUAAAGAAAAAGAAAAUUAAUUUUUGAAAGAAAUAUCUAAAGAUUGUUAAAAUUCGUCUAAUUAAACUUCGGAUAAUUCAAGGAACAAGAGAGGUUCUAAUGGUUUAAUUUAAGAUAUUGAAGAAAAUGCAUCUGUUUCAAUAAUUCAAUCAUAUUUUUAAAUGGUUUAAAAGAAUGUUGAAUAAUUGGAAAGAGAUGUUUUAAAUGCUUUAAAUAGUAAAUAAAUUGAUCCACAAGCAGUAUAUACUAAACUAAAGGUUUUAACUUCUAGAAUUGGAAAUAAUGAAGGAGAGUUAGUUUAAUCAAUUAAGGUUAUGCAAAAAUUGUAAUAAGAAGUAUUAGGAUUAUCUACUCCUUCUCAACAUAGAAAAACUAGUUCUUAUUAAAAUGCAAGUCACAGAUAUUCUAAUAAUAGCAAUUAUGGUAAAUAAAUAGAAAAAAGUGACUAAAGUGUAGGAGCGAUGCCUUAGGAGUUAAAAAUAUAUAAAAAAUUCUUAUGA
Messenger RNA from Paramecium sonneborni, 1542 nucleotides. Lineage: Eukaryota; Ciliophora; Oligohymenophorea; Peniculida; Parameciidae. The record is from the annotation of a GenBank genome assembly.